This is a messenger RNA of Cadophora gregata, 711 nucleotides long. RefSeq lists its product as uncharacterized. The record is from RefSeq and is a predicted model, not a curated record. NCBI's taxonomy places the organism in Eukaryota, Fungi, Ascomycota, Leotiomycetes, Helotiales, Ploettnerulaceae. The transcript has a single exon. Bases 1 to 711 code for a protein of 236 amino acids.
AUGGAUUCCUCAUACGCACACCCCCAGUCGAUGGGGCAAUCACCUUUCUUCUACUACAACCCAGACCCAAAACCCGAUAACCGUCAACACGGCCACUUCUCGCAGCAGCCAAGCAACGUCCAGGUGCCAGUAUACCAUCCACACAUGCAGCCAAUGCCGUCGACUCCAAUCUACUCGAGACCGAACUCAGCGUGCUCCCAACCGCCGAUGCAUCCGCAGAUGUACAACAACGGAUACCCGAUGAACAUGACCCCGAUGGCCUCCCCUCGUCCGAUGUACCAGAACCAGAAGCCCACGAUCAUGAUCCAGGAACACGCUCCAAGAAUGGUCCUGGAGUCGGAUAUGCACGAGAACGACCUGUGCUAUUACCCAUCAACUCCACCACUGUCCGCCUCUGGAAGCACGAUCAGCAGUCCAUCCAGCUGUGACGUUCUGCCAACCCCAAUGAACACUGUUUUCUUCGGGAUGGACUCCUUUGAGGGUGUCAAGGACGGCUGUCAGGGCGAAGUUCAAGCUGAGAACCUCGCUGGCGGUGACUGGGCACGCUGCGGAUCUCCUCCCAUGACUCCAGGUAUGUGCAGAUAUUUCAUGGCCUGUGCGGAUGCGUGCAUGAUAUGGCCGUGUCGUUGCGAUGUACUCCUCGGAUUGCCCGGCUCCAUUUAUUUAAUCAUUUACAUUCAUUACCGCGGCGGGAUCCCUGUCGUAACUUAA